Glycine soja is the source of this 888-nucleotide messenger RNA. RefSeq lists its product as uncharacterized. The transcript has 3 exons. Bases 1 to 888 code for a protein of 295 amino acids. The record is from RefSeq and is a predicted model, not a curated record. NCBI's taxonomy places the organism in Eukaryota, Viridiplantae, Streptophyta, Magnoliopsida, Fabales, Fabaceae.
AUGUGCUUGCAAUCCAAUCCUUCUAACCAUAGCAGCACUUAUGAACUCAAACAGUUUUCUGAUUGGUUACUAGACAUAGGUGAUGGCAAACUUGGCCAACCUAACGAUGGACAUUGCAAAAUCAUCAUCCCAGAUGAGUUUCUUAUAAUGGAUUUUGAGGAUCCUAUCCAAGCAAUUGUUGAUGCAACAUAUCCAGAUUUAUUACAAAACUACAACAACGCAAAUUUCUUGCAAAAGAGAGCUAUCCUAGCCUCAACAAAAGAUGUUGUUGACAAAAUAAAUGACUAUGUCCUGUGUUUGAUUCCUGGUGAUGAGAAAGAGUAUUGUAGUGUUGAUAGUGUUGACAAAUCUGAUGAACUACUCAAUCCUGCUUUUGGAGUACUAACACUUGAGUUUCUUAACACCUUGAAAACAUCAGGGAUACCUAAUCACAAGCUAAGAAUCAAGAUUGGUACUCCCAUCAUGCUACUCCGAAAUUUGGACCAGGCAGAUGGUUUAUGCAAUGGAACUCGGCUAAUUGUCACCAAACUUGGAACCAAUGUAGUUGAAGCAGAGAUGGAAAGAAUAAACAAUCAGUCCUACAAUAAGCAACCUCCCUCCAAGAAGAGAAAGCAACAUGAUGAUGAAGAGCCUAUAGAGCCUAAGAUCAAAAUUUUUUUUGAGGGAAUUGAUAUUGGUGGCAAUAAUGAUAACCAAGAAGCUAAUGAGCAUAUGGAGCCUACUACUAAAGUUGUACCUGUUGUAGAUGUAGAGCCUAAAGAGGGUGAGCUUAAUGAUGUUGUGGUUAAGGAGAAUAGUGCAAAAGGUAUCAUUGUUGUUGAAGUUGCUUCUAAGGAAAUUGAUGAAGUUGAUAGCAUUAUUCGAAGUGUCAUUUCUUCCAUUGAUUGA